AUGAUUCGUUUUAUAUUGAAACCACCAAUAAAUAGUAAUUGUUUAAAAAAUAGUUUUUAUAUAAAAAGAUAUUAUUCAUUUGAAAAUAAAAAAAAAUUAAAUAAUUAUAAAAAUAAAUCUAUUAUUAAUAAUAACAAUAAUAGUAAUAACAAUAAUUAUAAUUAUAAUAGUGGUAUUAAUAAUUACAAUAAUAAUAGUAAUAAUAAUAAUAAUAAUAAUAAAAACAAUAAUAAUAAUUUAGAAAAUAAUAAUAAUAAUAAUGAUAAUGAUAAUGAUAAAAAUCAAGAUGAAAAUGUAAAUAAUAAUAAUAAUAAUUUAGAAAAUAAUAUUGAAAUUGAAAGAAUUAAAGAAGCUAUUUUAAAAAAAUACCUUGUUAAAGGGUUUAGUGGUUCAAAUGAUUUUUCAAUACUAGAUUCAAAAACAAGUUAUCAAUUUUCAAAUUUAAAUGAACUAAUUCAAGAAAAUAGAGUUAAUUUUGGAGAAUGUUUAAUUUUAUUUGAUAAAAUUACACUAAGAGAUGAUAUUAAAUUUUCAAAUGUUUAUAACAACUUCUUUUCACUCAUCAUUAUGAAAGGUUUAAAAGAAGGUAGUAUCCAAGCAACCUUUCAUUUCUUUCAAGAGAGAAUUCAUCUUGCUCAAAAUUUUGUUUUCACUGAAGAAUUUUCAUUCAUGAUGAUAGAAUUUUAUGAAUUUGAAAAAAAGCAUACUAGUAAAUACAACAACGAUGAUAGCAUUAACAUUAAUAAUAAUAAUAAUAAUAUCGAUUCACCACUUGCCUAUUUUAAUAAGCCAUUUAGAAAUACAUUGGAUGUGUUAUUUAAACAUCAUUUAGUAAAUGAAAGAACACUUGUAUUAUUAUUUAAAAUAGCAUUAUCAAAUGGAAAUUUAAAACUAUUUGAUUUUCUAUUUAAUUACUAUAUAAAGAGUGCAGAAAUUCUCAAUAAAUAUUUAACAUCAAAUGAAAUAGCUGAAAAUGGAAAUCAAGAUUUUAAUAAUAAUAAUAUUUAUAAUAAUAGUUAUACUAUUAAUUAUAUUAAUAAUAUAAAUAUUAAACAUUUUGAAUUAAGUAAUGUAUAUCUAUUAGCAUUACCAAAUAAUUUACAUGUUAGUUUAAUUCAAAGAAUGAUAUUAAAUGAUGAAUAUGACAAUGUUUUAAAAGUAUUAGAUAUUGCAUUAAAAAAAGGUACACCAGAAAUUAUAGAAUGUUUCCAAUCGAUUUUGAAAAUUUGUAAAUAUAAAAAACAAGAUCCAACCAAGUAUAUAGAUGUUUUAUUUAGAAGUGAAUACAGAGAACAAUUGAAAAACUAUUAUCCAACAUUACUAUAUUUCAAUCAGACCACACAAAAUAUCGAAGUUUUCAAUCAUCUAUUCGAUUAUAUAUCAAAUUAUAAAGAUUCAAAUAUAAGACAUGAGAUCUUUUCAUCCAUGGUUUUAACUUCACUCUAUCAUAGUAGAUAUGAAUUGGCAUUGGAUUGGUAUUAUCAUACAGUAUAUAAAUGUAAAUUUGAAUCAACUUAUUCAAUCCAUAUUUUCAUUUUCUAUUCAACCUAUUUCAAGAAAAUACCAUUUCUUCAAAGAUUUUGGUCAAACAAAUUGGAGAGUCAAAUGAAUUCCGAUGAAUAUUUUACAAAGAUAAAAUUAAAAUUUGAUUCCUUUCAACCAAAUAUUUCAAAUAAUAUUAUAUUUUCAUUAUUACCAAUAAAUGUAUUUUUUAAAAAUCAAAAACCAUUACAUAAAAUUAUUUCACCAAAACCUAAAGUUUUACCAACAUCAUUCUCAUUUAAACGUAAUAUAAAAAAUGAUCAACAACAACAACAACAACGACAACAACAAAAUGAAGAUGAACAAGAUGAUGAAGACAGAUUAGAAGAGGAAGAAGAAGAAGAAGAAGAGGAAGAACAAGAAGAAGAAGAAGAAGAACAAGAAAGAGAAGGAUUAAAUAAUGAAGGAUUUGAAGAUUUUAUUAAUAAUAAUACUAAUUAUUAUAAUAAUAAUUAUUAUAAUAAUAAUUAUUAUAAAAAUAAAUAUUUUAAAAAUGAUUAUUUUAAAAAUAAAUAUUAUUAUGAUAAUAAAAAGGAAAAACCAAUUAAAAUUGAUUUAGCAAUUUCACGAAGUAAAAAUAUACAUUCAAUUAAAUUUAAUGAAGAAUUAAUUUUUCAAAAGAUUAUACUUACAAGUAGAGAACCAAUUAAAUUAGAAACUGAUAGAUAUUUAUUCUUUUUAUGUACUUGUUCAACCGAUUUAGAAUUUAUUAGAAAUUAUGUAGUUGAAAAUUAUUUUAAAACCAAUAGGAUCUUACCAAAUGAUUUAUUGACUAGAAUAAUGCAUAUAUUAAAGUUGGAUCCUUUUAUUUACUUUAAAGCAAUAAAAGAUGCGCCAGAGUAUUACAGAUUCCUGAUGUUUGAUGCUGGCGUAUUUAAUAAUCUAUUGGUGAAAAAUUUCGAUCAAGUCAUUGAAUUUAUGAGUGUAGAUAAUAGCUAUUAUAUUUCAUCGCCUCAUUUUCAAAAAAUCAUUUACCGUGCAUUAAUUAAUAAAUACCGAGAUGAGAGAUCAAUUAAUCUAUCAAAUGGAAUGCUAAGAACAAUGUUUAAGAAAGGCUUCGACUUGGACCCUAUCGCCGAUAGCAUUGGCCAUUUCGCACGUUAUAAUAAUUUACAAAUUCCUAAAGAGGUUUUCGAUCAUUUAUUCAAGAAAAUGAAAUAUCAAAGAAUUACCUCAUUUCAUAUAAUUAAUUUAAUCCGUGACCAAAAGUUCAAAGAAGCAUUGGACUUUUUGGAAGGAUCUCCACGUGAUCUCAUUGAUACAGAUACAAAGAAACUAUAUUUGGAACAUGUUUUCCCGGUGCUUUAUCCGCUAUCGGAUCUGGAUAAUGUGACUGUCUGGUUUGACAUUUUAAGAGAUAACCCAGAUAAUAAAAUUAGAAACAAAAUUGGGUUCUUUAAUUUUCUAUUGGUUGAUUUGGCUAAACAUGGACAAAAAGAUAUUAUCAUUUCAUUGAUUGAAAAAGAUAGUAGAAUCAUGUCAAAUAUAAAUCAAAAAACUUUAUUUAUUAUUUUAUCUCAAUUUGAUUUACAAUUACCAAAAAGAAAUCAAUCGAAAUUAAUUGAAAAUUCAAAUAAAAUAAUCUCAUUUUUUAAAGCUUCAAGAGUGUACGAACAAUAUCAUGAAGAUGUUGUUAAUUUAGUUUCAAAAGCAAAUGAAAUAGUUAAAGAUGAAGAAAUUAUGAAAUUUUUAAGUGAUUCUCCAAUAAGUGAAUUUCAACCUCCAAAAUUAAAAAAAGAUCCAAUUUCAAUAUCUCAAAAUUCAAUUGAUUUCAUUGAAAAAUAUUAUAUUGAUGAUGAAUUUAAAUAG
Messenger RNA from Dictyostelium discoideum AX4, 3351 nucleotides. RefSeq lists its product as hypothetical. The transcript has a single exon. NCBI's taxonomy places the organism in Eukaryota, Evosea, Eumycetozoa, Dictyosteliales, Dictyosteliaceae. The record is from RefSeq and is a predicted model, not a curated record. Bases 1 to 3351 code for a protein of 1116 amino acids.